This is a messenger RNA of Solanum dulcamara, 696 nucleotides long. RefSeq lists its product as uncharacterized. Gene Ontology annotation, molecular function: dynein light intermediate chain binding; dynein intermediate chain binding. The coding region runs from base 184 to 468 and encodes 94 amino acids. Gene Ontology annotation, cellular component: dynein complex. Gene Ontology annotation, biological process: microtubule-based process. The record is from RefSeq and is a predicted model, not a curated record. Lineage: Eukaryota; Viridiplantae; Streptophyta; Magnoliopsida; Solanales; Solanaceae. The transcript is spliced from 2 exons.
UUUAAAAGCUUGUACUCAAAAAGAGAUUGAGAUGAGCAAUUUCUGUCUAGUCACUCUUUGGAAAGAGCCAAAAAAAAAAUAAAAAUAAGAAGAAAGUGCAGGGAGCUUCUUUUCCUUUCUGGAUUUUCACACUUAACAUCUUCAUCUUCAUUCACUGUGUGUAGAACUAGCUAGCAAAACAUCAUGUUAGAAGGCAAAGCACUGGUUGAAGACACAGACAUGCCAGUAAAGAUGCAGAUCCAAGCCAUGUCAUAUGCUUCUCAAGCUCUUGAUAUUUAUGAUGUUUUAGACUGCAAAUCUAUUGCUGCUCACAUCAAGAAGGAACUUGACAAGAAGUAUGGAGGUGGAUGGCAGUGUGUGGUGGGAUCAAACUUUGGGUGUUUCUUCACUCAUACUAAAGGAACAUUUAUCUAUUUCACCUUGGAGACUCUAAACUUCCUCAUCUUCAAAGGAGCCUCUUCUCCUUGACUAGUCUUUUUUUUUUUUUUUUUGGUUGUUCAAUGUUCAUCAAAGGAAGAAAAAGAGGAGAUGUAAUUACUCUUAGUUAAGUCAUUCCUCUUGUUCAUAAUCCCCUUCCCAUUUUUGACUUCACUUCUUUUCUUCUUUUUUGCUACUUUUGAAAAGCAAGAUCUAGCUACUGUAUGCUUCCAAGAAACUGUAAUUUUUAGUUAUCUAUUCAUGAGUAGAUUAAAUAUA